CACGUCGCCUUGGUCGAUGGAACUGGCUCGACGACCACAACAGAGUCCGAGGUCGAUACGGGCUCCGUUCGUGCCGGCUGUCGGUGCCUGUAUGUCUGUCUGUGUGUGUACGGGUGGCCGCUGGAGCGGGCACGGGCCAUUCGACGUUCGAGAGGGCACAGGGCCACUGGGGAACGAUUGUGGCGGCGUGUGGGAAUCCCGUGCAAAAACUUGUGUGGAUGGCUGUGUGUAAGAAGUUGCUGUAAAUAGCUGCAAAGAUCGAAAGUAUACGAGCAAAUCCAGUGUAGGAGAUUUUAUUUACGUUUACGAUGAGUGGUAUCUGAAAAAAAACGUAAGCCUCGUGUUGUGGCGAGUUGGCUAUUGAAGUUCGUUGGCACACUGUGGAGUGCUGUGGGUGGCAGCGAGCGGUCACUGAGUCUGAAUUGCCCAGUCGUGGUGGGACACUGACUGUGGUCCGAGGACUGACGUGACUGAAGUAUCGUGAAGGGAGCUGGUGAACCGGCCGCCGAGCGGGAAACAGACAAGAUGACGAGCGAGGAGCGUCGCGGCAGCGCCCAGCCGCUGCACCAGCAGCAGAAGCGUCGAGCCUGGCUGCGGCGAGCCUCAACCAGCUCAGACAACCAGCCGCCGCCGCACCGCUCCUCGGGCCGUCGGCUCAGCGCCUAUGACCGUAUUAUUGCGGAGAGGGUCCGACGCGGUAUCACCGUCAAUCUCGAUCGACGUUCUUCUAUCGUUUCGACCGCCUCAAGUGACCCGGAAUCAGUCGACUCCAGCACCGGCUCCAGCUCCGGCUCCGGCUCCGGAUCCCGUGUCCGCUCCGGGUCCGGGUCCGGAUCCACCUCCACCUCCGGGUCCCGGGAGCACUCGGACGUAUCGCUGCGCCCGCUCGCCCUGCGCCCCGACCCGCUGGACGAGACUCAGAUGACCAGCCAGGCGAUCCACCGGGAGGGGGCUGCACGCUGUCAGCAGGCGGGUGGAGUGCCGCUGCUGGAUCAUCUGAUUCAGCUGGCUGCUGAGCGAGGUUCCCAGCAGAGCCCCCAACAGGCUGCUCAGCAGGGGCAGAACGGCAGGCCGGUAGAACAUCCAGAGGAGAAGAGGGUGAGAUUCCGCGAAGGCUGGCGUUCUGCGCGAGGCACGGGCAGUCUCUCGGCUCUGCAUGAAGAUGAGGUAAGAAGUGUGGCAGAAAGGCAUGCUCCUUGUGGUAUCCUCAAAAAUGGAAGAUGCCAUUCGAAGUCAGAAGAUAAAGAGGAGGAAAGCGUUUGUGUGAAUGGAGAAACAGCGGAGAAGCUAUGUAAAAAUGCUAAUCGAAGCGCGGUGGAGCGAGUUGCUCAGGAGAGUAAGCUGUCAGAAACGUCCAGCAUGGAUGAAGCGCCUGCUGUUCCAGCACCCACCGAGAAUGGUUAUGAAAGCGAUGACGUAUUUGAGGCGAAGGCACUGACAACGAAGAAUGCGUCUAAUGCAGAGAGUAAACAGUUGGAAGUUGAAGAAGUCAGCGAAACGUCUGCGUCCAUCCAGGAUACCAACAACGAUGAUGAAAAGGCACUUAGCAGUUCUGCUGAGCCUCACAAAGAUACGACUGAACAGACAACUACCGAGGAAAAGAGAGAAGACAGCUCGGUUCCAAAAGCAUCCGCGUCAAGCGACCUUCCCAACGAGCUAUCUGCUGAUGUUGAGCCUUCGACUUCUGACCAAGCUUCAACGAAGGAAGAAAAGAAAGACGACCAACCAGUUAACCUCAAUGACCUCAUUGUUGAAGAAAUUUCAGCAGUGCCAGAAACAACCGAAUCGUCCGGUGACACACAAGACCAACUGGUCAGCAAUGAUCCCGAGGACACGCCAGUACCAUGUCCUCUUCCCGUCCCUUCCGGCAUCAAACCACGACGGACUCGCCUCGACUCUGUCCCGGAGGAGCCUCCGUCCUCUCCGCGCCAUCCAGCAAGUGACCCUACCCCCUCCACCGAAAAAUCCACCUCCCCUGCGCUUCUCGAAGCUGGAGAGAGCGCACCCUCCCGCCCGCUCGCUCCCACCCCACCCCAGCUACGCUCCGGGCGCGGAGUGCCCUCUCGUCGCUGGUCCAUCUCUGGUGAGCUGACCUCUCACCGGCGCGACCGUGCUGCCAUCUUUCGGCGGCUCGUGUACCUGACACUGUCGGAGGAGGACGGGGAGCCGGCGCCCGUGUUUGAAGAGCCCACUGGAUCGGCGGUGGAGUUCGACCCGCGCCGCGGCGAGUGGCGCCCUCUGACGGGGGAGGAGGGACGCCGACUGGCGCAGCACCGGCGCCUGUCGCUCACCAAGACCUGCUCCCUUGACUUCGACCGGAUCCCGUAAAAGAGGGAGGUGAGGGUGGGCGUACUUAGAGUGUGAUGCCAGGUUCGGAAUGAUUUGGCCUCACAGUUUUCGUAGUUUUAUUGGAAAACUGUUCUAAAAUCGCAAUUACAAAUUGGUCACUUUUUAAUUUUAGUUUUAUUGCCCUACCAAUGAUGAUUAUCAAUCAUAGGCGUUAGAAUUUUUAUUGGCCAAUUUGAAUUAUAAUUCGCUAAUGGACUAUGGCAACUCUGCCUCAUGAAUACAUCUACGUGUAUUCAGCUAUUCAGCUAGUUAGCUACUUAUUGCAUGACGUCACUAUUGAGCUGAGGGCACGUAUAGAGUACAAUAAAAGAAAUCAUUGCAGGGGCUAUUUCAGUCCAUUCUACAUUUGCCUCAUCUUAUGCUAUGAAAGUAUUUUUCUAGGAUUACAGGGAGCUAAUUGCAGCCGACAUUAGGUACUUAUCUUGGCUUGCCUAGCACUUAGCAGGCAAUGAGUCGAAUUGGCCCUGGCGAGCAAUGGUUUUACAAGUGCCUUGAUAAUUAAUUCACACAUACAUAUGAUGUACACGCAAGGCGAGCUUGUUUCAGCAGCAAGCAAUCGGGUUUAUGUCUCAUAACGUGUGAUCAAUCACGCUUUACCGGUUCGGCGCAGUCGACUUUUGUUUUCAGUACUAUAAUAACCGUUCUAGCAUGGGUGUCGAAGUUCAUGUACGCCGCAAACCGAAAGACACAUUUAUGCUUUGCAGUUUGCAUGUAUUAUCAGGAAACAAGUAUGUUGAAAUGGUUUCGAAAGUAGUCACAGAUUUCUGCCGUUAACCAAUCAGCAGUAGAUGUAGCUGUUUCCCCGUAAAGACAGUGGGUAGAGCCGACGCUCGCGAGUGAGCUCACCAUGUGUGAUCUGCAUAAAUGCAGUUGUGAUUUUGUGCCUGAAAGCGUUUCGCCUGGUUGUCUGUUGGCGUAAAUCGAUGUAGUAGAUUCGAUGUAGAAUUGGCGUUAUUUGUGGGUGGUUGUAACGUGUUUGCACUCUUGAUUUA
Amphibalanus amphitrite is the source of this 3341-nucleotide messenger RNA. RefSeq names its product actin cytoskeleton-regulatory complex protein pan1-like. The coding region runs from base 526 to 2328 and encodes 600 amino acids. The record is from RefSeq and is a predicted model, not a curated record. NCBI's taxonomy places the organism in Eukaryota, Metazoa, Arthropoda, Thecostraca, Balanomorpha, Balanidae. The transcript is spliced from 3 exons.